Molecule: messenger RNA, 2694 nt
Organism: Taeniopygia guttata (zebra finch)
Lineage: Eukaryota; Metazoa; Chordata; Aves; Passeriformes; Estrildidae
Gene: CA4
Product: carbonic anhydrase 4
Cellular component (GO): plasma membrane
Molecular function (GO): carbonate dehydratase activity; zinc ion binding
Source: RefSeq, a predicted model, not a curated record
UCACGAGGCUGCCAGGAGAAAAACUCCCAGUAAAUAAAAAUGUGACAUUUGACUUGGGCAAAGCCUCAGUUCUUCACUAAAGGCUCCUUGCUCAGUGCCAGAAAGCCUCACUCCUUUUGCCAUCCACUUUGGAGAAUGAAUAAAUUCAGGCAAAUCAGGAGCAGGGCAAAUCUGGAGAAAUUACAAAGGGGAGGAGUUCACCUUCCUGCUAUGGCUUUCAGGUCUGUCCUGGACUACUUACUCCAGUAUAAAACUGAGAGCAGAAAUAUGAUCACAUCCUGAGGAGCCUAAUCAAUUCUGGUUUCAACACUGAGCCUAUUUAAACCAGAGAAUGGAAUUGCUGUUCCUUGCUCUCUUCUGCCUGCACAUUCUCAAGACAGAGGCAGUAGUGGGCCACUGGUGCUAUCGGUCCCAGAAGUGUGAGCAGCCACAGUGUGAAGAUCCUUCUCAGUGGCACAACAUAUACGUGGCGUGCAAAGGGGACAGACAGUCCCCUGUCAACAUUGUCACCCGAAAUGUGGUUUAUGACAAGAGCCUCAAGCCCCUGGCGUUUGAAGGGUACGAUGUCAGGGGCUCUGUGGAUUGGACCCUGGAGAACAACGGGCACACAGUUAAAGUGGCGCUGGACACAUCCCCUAAAGUCGGAGGAGGAGGCCUGGGGGUAAAAUACAAGGCAGUAGAAUUCCAUUUGCACUGGGGAGUCCCAGGUGAGCCACGAAACUUCCCUGGCUCAGAGCACAGCAUAGAUGGAGAGAAAUACCCCAUGGAGCUUCACGUCGUCCACAUAAGGGAAGAUGCUUCAAAUGUGGCAGAAGCCAAGAAAAGUCCAGAUGGUUUGGCUGUGUUGGCCUUCUUUAUAAAGGCUGACGAAGAAAAUAAAAACUAUGAAACUCUAUUGAGUGCAUUAAAGGACAUUAAAUACAAAGGGGAUAUAGUAAAGGUGGAACCUUUGCCACUGAGCUCUCUCCUCCCACCUGAGGAAGACCUUGGGAGGUACUAUCGCUACCAGGGGUCCCUCACCAGCCCUGACUGCUACCAGGGCGUCAUCUGGACGGUCUUUGAGAAGCCAGUGGAGCUCAGCCUGCUCCAGCUGUCCCAGUUCGCAGAGCUGCACUUUGAUGGGAAGAACUCCACUCCCAUGAUGGAGAAUUUCCGGCCGGUGCAGCCCCUGAACGGGCGUGAGGUGCUGUGGUCGGGGGCCGGUGUUGUCCUGCCCACGGCGCGGCCGCUGCUGCUGCUGGCCCUGGCCAUGGCCUGCACCCUCAGCUCUCUGGCCCACUGAGCCUUCCCCGCCUCAUUCACCAUCCUGGGCCUUCACUUCUUGGUAUUUUUGCUGUUCUUUGUCUCAGCCUCUCAUGAAUUUUGUCCCAGUACAGCCUUGUCCUCCUCCAGACAUUAACCAAGGGCUUCCGUGCUGCUCUGGUGCAACCCAAACCACCAGAACUCAGAGGAGCUGGGAGAUAAAGCAAUGAAACCCAAACCACCAGAACUCAAAGGAGCUGGGAGAUAAAGCAAUGAAAAUUCAAAUUGAAAGGCCAAUACACUCAGAGAAAGCGUUAGUCUGGAUUAUUUUGUAGUUUUAAGGCAGCACUGGAAGGAGCUGCACAGAGAACCUUGGACAGGAAUCUGCUCCUAAGUGCCUGUGACGGGGUUGGUUUGGAGCACGUUUACAUUCAGCACUGCAAAUCUGGCAGUGAAAUGUGGAGUAAUUCCUACAACCCCACACUGUCCUACCUGAAGGUACAACACAGAGCAAAGAUAAAUGCUCACACACAACCCUCAUCCCCUGCAGGGAAGGGCACUCACCCAGCACAUAAAUCCCCCUCCUUCCUUCAGAAUAUCUCAGUUAUUUUCAGAUAAGGACACUGGGUUCCUUCCAGCCAAUCUCCUGCUGGGGCUACCAGGUUCCUCUGUUAUUUAUUCACCUCUCUCUGGGAUGCCAUGGCCAAUGUGAUGUGCUGGGGAGCAGCAGGGAGGCUCAUCCCCACCUACCAGAGGCACAUCUGUGGAAAUUCCCUCUCUUUGGAGGGCUGCUUCUGAAGCAGGAGACUCUGAUCAUCCUUUGUAGUUGUUAUUUGCCUAAUGAAAUAGGACAGCUCAAGAAAUGGCUCUUUCUUACAUAUAAAUAAAUAAAUAUAUAUAUUUCUUUUAUAUAUAUAAUUUUUUAUAGUAGCAUACCUGCAAUAGUCACAUAUGGCCAAGAUGCAUAGUUUUUUCCAAGAAGAUUGUGGUUUGAACCAAUUCCUUCAGAUCUUACCCCAUUACUUAUAGAAAAUACAUUUCCUUGUAUUAUUCUAGUUCUCCCUCUGAAGAGGGACAUAAUAUUUCUCCUUGGCUAGUGCCAUAUAAUGUGUUACAGCUUCUUUUAGGAUUUUAGAUUUUGGCCACACCAAAAUAGGAUUUCAUAUUAGCAGAUUUGUAUUUUUUUUUCCUUUAAGGGCAAUGUUUGCAGAGAUAACUUUAUAUAUUUUCAGGAAAAUCCUGGCAAUGAGAGCAACCACAGCUCACCAAAAGCAGGGAAAUUAUUUUCAUAUUAAUCAAUCAGUAAAGCUUUAAAAAAAAACAUAUGGUAAAUUAAAUUAACCUAUUUAAGUUUAAAGGAAAGAUUAAUACUUUAACUGUAUUUUUAUGUAACUGAAUAUCUUUGGAGGAGCAAACAAAAAUGAAAUAUUAAAGGUGAACAACAGACCUAUA